AUGACAUGUUUUACUCUACUUCACGACAGUUGGACCGGCUUCACCGCUCUGGAGAGACGCAAUAUAGCUCUCUACAUCGCUGGGAUCAUGCUUUACAAAUUCGGCCUGGAAGCCUUCAACGGGUCCAUUGUAGCUCUCGCCACCAAUAGAUAUGACUAUGAUGCCUUCAUUUCAAAUUCGACAUCCAAAACUUUCGAGCGAGUCGGCCUCCUCACAGGGCUUAACCAGGCAUUUCAGUGUAUAGGCGCCAUCCUCAUUGCACCGCUCGUCCGAAGGGCACCCACGAAGCUAGUCCUGUCAACCUCAGUUUUUGCCUUUGGCCUUUUCGCCGCCAUGCCCCUCAUCGUGGAUGCCAGCACCGGUGGGUCAUUCGUACCCAAAAAAUUCCGCACCAAACACCCUCGAAAUGACUUUCAUUACUAUGGAAAUUACAAUACGGAUGGGUUAAUCCCCAUCUACUCUGUCACAGGUAUCGUUUACGGGAUGGUGGAGCUUAUUCGUCGUGUCAUCCCUAGAGAUCUUGUGGGCGGAAACGUCCAGAAGCUUCGCCGUGUUGAUGCUCUUGUUCACAUCUUCUAUGAGGUUGCCGGCACCGCUGGCGCGUUCUGCACUGCUCUCGCCCUCAUUCCGAAUCUGGGAAAUAACUAUUCCUUCAUUAUUACCCCAGUUUGUUUUGCCAUGGCGGCUGGCACAUGGUCCUGCAUAACUAAUCUGGACUUCCAGCUUGAGGCGCAGGAUGUUCUAGCAGAACAACCCGCCUACAUCAAAGCCAUAUUUGGAUCCUUUUUGCUGUUUCUGGAAUCCUUCUGGACUGGCGGAAAGCUUAUGUUUACUAAUCGCCGAUUCAUCUGGCUGCUGCCCGGAUACGCCAUCGCCCUCUACGGUCACAGAUAUCUAGAAAACGGAUUAGCUCCUGCGAUUGCCCGUCGGUACCUGGGAAAUUCAGCCUGGUCGCAAGUGAUUGUUGGGGGCUCGAAUCUGGGCGAACUGCUAGGCGCAUCAUUCGUAUUUUUUUUUACAAACCUCGUCACCACGCCCAUUCCAUGGAUCCGGCUGGAUUCCGUGAUGCUCUUGGCCGUAUGGUACUUACCCUUCUGGUACCCUCCGCAGGGCCAGGUUGCCUAUGCCUGGAUAGUAGCUGCCACCUUCCUCCCAAUUUCCUUCGGCUGGGCGGCCGGAGAUGUCUCUCUCGUCGCAUACAUCCAGGCGACACUUGCACGCGUCGAGUCAAAGACCAAGAAUGUCUCCGCAUUGGGCGCUGUAAUGGCUUUUCUCUAUUCGACAUACAUCGUCAUCUACGCCAUCACCUCGCCUAUGUUGGGUCGGUAUAUAGACAUAGUCUUCAAUGAAUCGGGUGGAGCCGAGCACGAUGGCGACAUCCACCCUGCUAUUAUGAACAUAGGAGCCAUUCAGUUUACCAUCUUGUCCAUUAUGAUCUUGGCAGCAACGUUCGUACCGCAGGGGGCCUUUGCGUUCAAUCCACAGAUCCUCUUCAAGCAACGGCUGGACACAGAAAUUGCCAAGCCUAACAGGCUGGAUGACGAGGUCAAAAUGACGAGUUGGCGUAGCGAUGGGGAGUCUGCAGAGAACCACCACACAAGUCACAAUGGGUGUUCACAUGAAAAGUUCUUAUUCCAAUCGCCAACACAGUAG
This is a messenger RNA of Paracoccidioides lutzii Pb01, 1653 nucleotides long. RefSeq lists its product as hypothetical. Bases 1 to 1653 code for a protein of 550 amino acids. The record is from RefSeq and is a predicted model, not a curated record. The transcript has a single exon.